Messenger RNA from Lepisosteus oculatus (spotted gar), 5514 nucleotides. It is a transcript of the gene nwd1, whose product is annotated as NACHT and WD repeat domain containing 1. Gene Ontology annotation, molecular function: protein binding. Lineage: Eukaryota; Metazoa; Chordata; Actinopteri; Semionotiformes; Lepisosteidae. The record is from RefSeq and is a predicted model, not a curated record.
UUGAAGAAAAGCUUUGCUCCACUAAACAGCUUGUAAUACCCCCAGAUGAAACACUUCAAAAUGAUCUCAGCAGCACUAAACCACUUCUAAUAACGUCGCUGCAGCGUUCACCCACGACUCGGCAUACACGGACUUGUUCACCAUUAUGAUAGUAAGAAGGGCAGAAUCCCAAGGAAAUCCAUGAGUGAAAAUGACUGCAGCAUCUAUGAAAGAGACGCUAGGGCUCGACCUUCUAAAGGGACAUGCCAGUGGAAUAUCGGAGCUCAGGUCCAGUGUGGUUCGAGUCUUUAUCAGUUCAACUUUCUCAGACAUGAGCAGCGAGAGAGAUGCUCUGCUGGAAAAAGCUUACCCAGAACUACAAGUCUACUGUCAGAGUCUCGGCUUAGUCUUCGAGGUUGUGGAUAUGAGAUGGGGGGUCCGCGAUACCGUAGUUGUGGAUCACAUGACCACCGAAUUGUGCCUCCAGGAGAUUCAAUCAUGUCGGAGGGUGUCUGUGGGCCCCACCUUCACUGCCCUCGUUGGUAAUCGGUAUGGCUACCGGCCCAUCCCCCGGGUCAUCCGGGACGAGGAGUUUGAGCUCCUUCUAUCCAAGCUCCACCCCGACGGCGACGCGGUGAAGCUCCUCAGCCAGUGGUUUUGGAAGGAUGAGAACUCGGUCCCGCCCGUUUACAUCCUCCAGCCAAUCACCACCCACCUCCGUCACUAUGACGAUAACAGCCCAGGGAGCCAGCUGCAGAGGGAGAGGGACAUCAGGGCCUGGCAGACCACAGAAGCCCAACUCUCCCGGCUGCUCCGAGUGGCUGCAGCUCAAGCGGAAACUGACGGAAACUUCACCCAGGAGCAGAAGCACAGGUUUUUCAAAUCAGUGACAGAGUGGGAAAUUGAGCAGGGUAUGUUGGAGGGACAGAACAAUGAGACCUAUGCAGUGCUCUUCUUGAGGGAGCUACCUAACCUCAGCAGGACCAACAGCCAGGAGAGCGUCUCCCAGUUCAUUGAUGUCACCAGGGAUGGACUUGUGGACUUGGAGGCCCAGGAGCUCCUGUCCAGCUUGAAGGCCCGGAUUUCAAGCUUUUGUUCUGGACAGCUCAAUGUACAUUCAGUGCAGCUCAGCAAGGGAGCCAUUGACCCACAACGCCAGGAACACGCCAAGUACCUGCAGAGCCUCUGUAAGCAGUUUGUCUCCCAGAUGAAGCAGCAGAUCAGCAGAAGGGCUGCACAAACUACGGGAGAGAAGGAGUGGGGUUGGCUUCUUCGUGAGAUCACUCAUCACAUAGUUCUGAGCUUGGCCAAGUGUGCCGUAUUCUGUGGGCGAGGUAACCUCCUAAACAGCAUCUGCAAAGCCAUCCAGGACUCAAACAACAGCCAUCAUGGGCCUCUGAUUGUUUAUGGACCUUCUGGCAUUGGGAAAACGGCCAUAAUGUGCAAGCUGGCACAGGAGGUGUAUUGUGUGUUGGGCUCUGGGGCGGCUGUGGUGCUGAGGCUUCUGGGUACAUCACCUCUGAGCUCCGAGAUUGACUCUGUUUUGAAGACCAUCUGCUUUCAGAUCUGUGGUGCUUUUGGGCUGCCCUUUCCCACUACGCAAACCGCCAACACUUAUGAAGAUCUGGUGAGGUUCUUCCACCGGACUCUUGAUGCCGUGUCACAACAGAACGAGCCACUUGUCCUCAUUCUAGACUCCCUGGACCAGCUGUCACCCUCUAACAAUGCCCACAAACUGCACUGGCUACCUAAGGAGAUCCCCCCAAAUGUUCACCUCAUCGUCUCCACUUUGGAGAAGGGAUAUUCCAUUUUGGAGGUCCUCCGAGGGGUGAUCUUGGAGCCACAGAGUUUUUUCAAGGUUGAGCAGCUGUCUCAGGACCAAGGGGGAGAAGUCAUUGAUUCCUACAUGAGCGCGGUGAAGCGCUGUUUGACUCCAGCGCAGAGGGAGCUCGUGCUCCAGAGCUUCAGUCACUGCGGUCAUCCUUUGCUGAUGAAGCUGACCCUAGAUGCUGCCAAACAGUGGACAUCCUACACACCCCUGUCUGAGCUCCGGGUUGCAAGCACAACUCAGGAGGCAGUGUCACUGCUCUUCGAGCGCCUGGAGAAGCAGCAUGGAGAACAGCUCGUGAGCCACGCUUUGGGAUACAUUGUCUUGUCAAAGCGCGGGCUGACGGAGGCCGAGUUGCAGGACGUCCUGUCCCUGGAUGAUGCCGUUCUUGCUGACAUCUACCAGUACUGGCCCCCGCCGAACCAUGAGAUCAUCCGCCUGCCCCCCCUGCUGUGGACGAGGCUCCGGCACGACCUGGCUGAGUAUCUGGUGGAACGGCAGUCUGACGGGACCAGAGUCCUGGGGCUCUAUCACAGACAGUUUAUUGAAAUGGUCCAGAAGAGAUACCUUUCAGCGGAGCGCAGGAGCCAAAGUCACAGCAUCCUGUCUGAAUUCUUCCUGGGCACGUGGAGCCAGGGGAACAGAAAGCCUGUGCUCCUGCCCUCACUGAAAACCAGCCUGAGUGCUGACAGAAAGGUGGCACCCCAGCCCCUGUGGUUCACCAAGCACGUGGCCAAUCGGAGGAAGCUGCAGGAGCUGCCCUAUCACCUCCUUCAUGCAGGGCGCUGGGAGGAGCUCCGACAGGAAGUGAUUGGUAAUACAGACUGGCUGUGCUGUAAGACCCUUACCUGGGGAAUAGCAGAGGUCAUUGAAGACCUGUCCAUGUGCACUGAACACAGCGACAGCCCUGAGCUCCAGCUCAUACGAGACACGUGUCUGCUGCUGAAACCUACACUGGAUUUCAUCGAAGGACAAAUGGACCCUUCCCUCUUCUACACCGAAGUCUUCACCAGGCUUUGCUGCUUUGCUGACUCAUACCCUUCGCUGAUCGGGCGCCUGUGCGUUCAGUGCCAGGACUGGUUCUCUGCCUGUAAGAACCCAAUACUUAUCCCUCAGUGUGGCUUCUUCCAGGCUCCAGGAGGUCCUCUGAAGACUACUCUCACAGGAUUUCAGAAAGGAGUUACGGUGAUGGACCUGUGUGCUGAGAAGGGUCUCUUGAUUGUGGGCUCUGAGGAGGGAAGAAUGAUCGUGUGGAACCUGCUGGACACAGAAGUUGUCCACACACUGUUUGGCCACACAGCGGAGGUGCAGAGUGUGAAGGUGCUGGACAAGGGAGCUCGCUGUCUGUCGGCGUCCAGAGACAGCACCCUGCGGCUGUGGGACCUGCUGAGUGGGAAGCAGAUUUACUGCAUUAACGAGGGACCGUUCGGUGCCCCAGUCUGCACCCAGCGUCACGUGACAGAGCAGAGGGGAGUCAUCUAUUCAACGUGUGGAUCGCAGAUGAGCGCUUGGGACCUCGAAACGGCAGAGCUCCUGUUCCACAUCGAGGGGGGUGACGCUGCAGUAUUUGCUGUUCUCCAGGGGAAGGGGGCAGCUGUAGUCUCCCUCUCUGAUGAGGGGGUCCUUACGUUUUGGGACAGCACUACCGGUCUGAAACAACGUGCCUGUUCGCUGAUGGAUGACCUGAAACUGACCUGGACCUGCGUCCUGCCGCUAAGAACAUGUGGAAGAGUGGUCGCUGGCUCCAGGGAAGGAUCAGUUUUUCUGGUGUCAGAUGACGAGAGGUGUUCUGUUGCAAAUGUUUCUUCUUCUGUCUCAUUUCUUGCUGUGUCUGAUGAUGAAACAGUUCUGUGUGCAGGCUAUGCAAAGCACAUUGCAAUGUUCCGGGUCACCGCUGACUCAAUGGAGAGGUUCUUGGCGCAUAGCUUUGAACAUGAAGAUAAUGUGCUGACGGCGGCCAUAGCAGAGAACCGCAGUGUGGUGGUCACUGGGUCACUGGACGAAACUAUACGGGUGUGGUGCCUAUCCCAGGGGCUGCUCCUGGACUCUUUCACGGGCAUGGGGGCCGCCGUCACGGGCCUGGCGCUGCUUCAGGUCACUGUCGUCUCCGCCUCCAGGAGCGCCUACUACCUGAAGCUCUGGCAGCUGGAUUACAGCCGCAGCCACAAGACCAAACCUCCCUUCCCGGGCCGCAGUUUACUGCCGACCCUUUCACACAGCGGGGAUUUUGUGUACUUCCUCAGACCAGGAGACAGGCGGGAAGUUGUGGUGUGGGACUGCCAGUCGGGCCGGUGCUCGGAAGAAAGGGCUGUGUCCGCCGAGGUGUCCUGCCUGGAAGUAGCCCAGUCAAGGCAGCUUUUGUUCUGCGGGCUGCAAACCGGCACCGUCCUCAUCUACCCGCUGGGCUUCGGGCCGGAGGCCAUGUGCAUCCCUCCUCCGGAGUCUCUGUCCCCGGUGCUGGGCCUGGCAGUCAGCAAGCAGGAGGACCGGCUGGCCGUGGCGUACGAAGACGCCAUCUGCGUGUUUGAAAUCAGCCCGGGCGACGCCUAUCCCACAGUGGAGCGGGCGCUAGGGAAGCUGCCCCUGCCGGGCCCCGGGCGGCCCUGGGCGCUCUCCUGCGCGGCCGUGCUCUCGGACUGCAGAGUCCUGUACGGCGCUGACAGCGGCCAGGUCUGGCUGCGCGACCUCGGGGGCUCUGAGGCAGUGGCCCUGGAGGGACACCGGACGAAGGUCACAUGCAUCGCUGUCAGUAACAGCGAAGAGUUCAGCCUGGUGGGCUCCCAGGACUCCGUCCAGCGCCUCUGGCGUCUGUCGCCCUUGCUCCUGGACCACGAGAUGAAUUACAAGGGUUUCUUUUUCGAAGGGAUUCUCUGUGCGGUUUUCUCCGAAGACGAUCGCUAUGUGUUCACUGGCUCGCAAGACCGAACAAUCAAAGUGUGGGAAACCAGCAGUGGACGGCUGUUAGCGGUUCAGUACGUUUACGCCUCAGUUCCUGAGAUCGUGGCCUGGGCGGACGGCUUCGUGGCGCUUUCUCAGCUGGGAUUCGUGAUCAAGGAGAGAUUCCGCUGCCCCGAGUCCAUAGACCCACAGUACGACCCGCUCCGAAACGUCCGGGCGCAGUGCGAGGUCACGUCCAGGAAGACAGCGGCCUCUCUGCCGCUGAGCUCAGGAACAGCAGCUGGACUCCAGGCCCAGCAUCGCCGACGGGAACAGAAGUCUCGGAGCUCACAAAUGUGUGCUUUAUUCUGACGUUGAUUUUUUUAUUCGUGUGCUAUAUGGUCUCAGCUGUCCGGAGUAAGAAAAAAUAAGUGUCUUAAGUAAUGGACCUUUUCAAAUCCAAAUAGGUAUUCGUGUAUUCACGGGGUCCUUGAUUGCACAGUGUGAAGUUUAUUUAAAUUUAUGGGAUUAAGAAUAAAUAUUCCAAAGAAAUUAGUUUUUUUACCAUUGAGUCCUCAGUGGCAAGUCCAAAAUGCAUUAGAACUUGCCUUCAUUUUUAAAGAUACUAUAGGGUUAAUGUUUUUACUUUAAAGUGUAAAGUUCUUUAUGAAUUGCAUGCAAUCUUAUUUUCCCCUCUGCACAGUUCUCAUGCCCUAGAGGAUAAAAAACACAUCCGAGUCUGAAUACCUAAGAUUAUUAAGCAUUAAUUUUAACAUUAAAAGACUCAAAUGCAGAUUUUUAACCAUUUACAAUAAAAUAUUGUAGUUAAA